UUUAAAUCGCACUCCCAGCACGCAGCCCAGCGGAGUUGUGCGAGAGCUGCGAGGCGGCCGAGCUCGAAUUGGUCAGGUUGGGAUCAUGGACAGGUGGUUUCAGACUUUUGGAUUCGGGCAGGCAGGUGUUCCGGCGGCAGUGCUCUGCGAACCUUCACUGCCCGCGCGUUCGUCGUCCGCCGCCGUUCUGUCUGUUGUUCUCGCUGUGGUCGAUUGCGAUGGUUGAGGUUUCCCGGCCAAGUGCCGCGCAGACGCAGCUCGCCCUACCAUCCGGGCGACCGUGAUUGAGGCGGACUGCCUUCAGUCCCCAUGAAUUUGUUCUCCUAGGCACGAGCCGUCGACGGUGUACAAUUUCUAGCUCAUGGGCCCAUUUCGCACUUUAUUCUUAUUGUCGCCAGUCGCCGGGACGAAGGGUUCAGCGAAUUGGUGAUGUUGGGUUGUACGCCUCGCAGAAAUGGAUCUUGUAUACGGGCAAUGGGGUCAGAUCCCUGGCCUGGGGUGGGAUCAUCAGACCUUUAGGUGCAGGCUUUUCAAUUUUUCAGCUUCAGUAGCCCCCUCGAAUUGCUCUUGCACAACUGCCCGCAUGGUUCGCAAGUGAAGUCGAAGUACAGGCAAGCGCUGGAAGGGGAAAGGAUUCCACGACAUCUGGUAGCGGUGAAGCUAUUCUCCCGUGUAGAGCGGAGCAGUACGAGGAAGCAUCGAUGAUGAGGAAGCCCAUGACAGAAGUCGACUGAACAUCUGGCCUUUGUAGAUCGCUCUUUACGAGUCGAUCACUUGGGUUGCCGUUUAGCCUCAUGAUUCGGUGAGGUGAUGACCGGUUCCAUUGUCAGCUCUUGUAAUGGGCUACCUCUCGAACUGCGCAGGGAGCUCCGCCGUGAUGAUCUGCGAUUCCUGCAAAACGCAGCCCUCUAAGAACGUGCGUGUGAAGGUGUUCAAGGCCACGGAGCUGCUGAAAGCUACGCAGUCGUUCUCCGAGGCCAAUCUUUUGGGCAAGGGAAGCCACUCCUGUGUGUACAGAGGCACCUUGGCCGAUGGGCGGACUGUGGCGGUGAAACGACCGACGGUGGCGCGCAGAGGCUUGCAGGACGUGUCUUCAUUCGACAACGAGCUGGAAAUCUUGUCCAAAUUGCAGCAUCGGCACCUGGUGAACUUGAUUGGGUACUCGAAUGAAACUCCCGAGAAACUGCUCGUUGUGGAGUUUAUGGGGAAUGGCACUCUUUACGAGCUCCUCCACGGCAAUGCCUCGGAGCCCCUGAGCUGGCCUCUGAGAGUGCACAUGGCUUUGCAAGCUGCCAAAGCGCUGGCCGCUCUGCAUUCCGCUUCUCCGCCCAUCAUUCACCGAGACAUCAAAUCUUCGAACGUUUUGGUGGAUGCAUCUUGGAACGCGAAAGUUGGAGACCUUGGCCUGGCUCUCCGAGGGCACUUGGAAGAUGUAGUGCGGCAGAGAACCCCUCCGGCAGGAACGAUGGGGUACAUCGACCCCGAGUACGAGACUCCAUCGCAACUGAGCACCAAGUCGGACGUUUUCAGCUUUGGAAUCCUGCUGCUCGAGAUUAUGAGUGGAAGAAAUGCCAUCGACGUGAGAUACAAUCCUUCUAGCAUUGUCGACUGGGCUGUGCCUCUCAUCAAACAGGGGAAAGCACUUUCUUUGUGUGAUCCCGCCCUGAAACCUCCUCAGAAUGCCAAGGCUGUGAAGCAGCUCGCUGCCAUCGCGGCCCGAUGUGUCAGACUCUCCCGAGACAGGCGCCCGUCGAUGGCCGACGUCGUGGAAGGCCUUCGUACCAUCAGGAAGAAAGUCCCUCUCCCGCGCUUUGGUGGGAAGCCGGCCAGAAAUUCAUCCGUUGCAUCGAAUCCAGCCGUGAGGGCAGAGGCCACGGAAAGCCUGAGCGCCAGUUCGUCGUCGUCCUACCAGUCCCAGACGACUUGUCAAUCUCAGUCUUUGUCCAUCUUUGACGAAGGCAGCAUCAUAGACGAUGGGGAUGUUUCUCUCGCAGAGUCUCUGAUUAGAAGCCACACUUCAAUUAGGAAGCGCUUAAGAAAUCUCUCCGAUUCUUCAAGGGUUUCGGACAGCGAUCUGCAAGUUCUUGGGACGCCAUCUUCUUGGAGAACAGGUGCUGACCCUCUGAGAUCCAGUUUUUCCGGUACGAGCAGCCUGAGAAGGGAAAUUGCGCACAGUCUCGGCGGCUUAGCUGUGUCCCCGCAAUCUUUGAGUUCGCGGAGAUUCGUAAGGAGCAACGACUCGUCCAUCGCCCCAACCAAAAGCGACAAACGAACCAACUUUGUAGAAAGAACACCGUCCAUGCCCGUCGAGACGAGCGAGCCGCAACCUUCGCCUGCCCAGAAGGCAGCGGAUCGGAGAACGCUGAGGGAGCGUGGUCGCCUCGCAUCCUUGGUCAUAGACUACGUAGCGGAGGACGGAAGUCGGCGGGCUGCCAUGCUCUCGGAUGGGACGAAGAGCAUUCAACCGCACGCGGUUACUGUCACAGCUUAGGGCAAUCUUGUGUGGCUUCCCUUGUCGAUUCACGGACGAAUGAGUGUGCUGUUUAUUUCAGUGUUCCUCGGCGCAGACUGGAAUCGUUCCGUCCACUUACAGUCUCGCAUGAUAGCAGGGUUCAUCCCACGAGAAGACUGUAUGUGACAUUCAAAUACCGCCAGUCGUUAGCUCCAUAGACGGAGAAAUAGAGAAUGUAGAUACUGCAGCUUUGACCGAUCAACCGAGACUAGAGAACUAGCGUAGAAUCGCGUAGAUUUUAGACUAGGUCCUAGCCGUAGAAAAUUGUGAGUGAUUUCUUGCGUAUGCUUCGUAGAAGCAUGUGCACCGAUUGGUAAAUAAGAUUGAUAAUGCGAUUGGAGGAAAAUGAUUCUAUAUGCACA
Messenger RNA from Marchantia polymorpha subsp. ruderalis, 2874 nucleotides. Lineage: Eukaryota; Viridiplantae; Streptophyta; Marchantiopsida; Marchantiales; Marchantiaceae. The record is from the annotation of a GenBank genome assembly.